Poecilia latipinna (sailfin molly) is the source of this 3309-nucleotide messenger RNA. It is a transcript of the gene ext1c, whose product is annotated as exostoses (multiple) 1c. The coding region runs from base 743 to 3031 and encodes 762 amino acids. The record is from RefSeq and is a predicted model, not a curated record. Gene Ontology annotation, cellular component: membrane. Gene Ontology annotation, molecular function: glycosyltransferase activity. The transcript is spliced from 11 exons. Lineage: Eukaryota; Metazoa; Chordata; Actinopteri; Cyprinodontiformes; Poeciliidae.
AGGAGCCGCCGUCACGAGUCUCCGCGUCCCUCCACGGCCGCGCGUGACCCUCCAGUUGCGCAGGUCACGUCCAGAUGUUGCGUGUCGCUCUGAACCAAUCAGCUGCGGCCGGGGGGGCGGGUCAGAGCGGGGGCUGAGGAUGAGGAUGGAGCACGGCCCACGCGCGCAGGGACUCUCAUCCUAGAGGAGGAAGAGGAGGCGCGCUCCUGUGCACGCGGAUCAGACCUGUCUGCGCUGAUCGGUUCGGUUCCGGUUCGGAUUCGCUGCUUCCUAUCCGCAGCAACAACAUAGUGCGCGCGCCCAGCAGCGCACCUUUGUCAGCAGGUGAUGGAGGCGGCGCGCGCGGCCACGGAGCCUGAACGGAGACGGUGAGGAGAGGUGGACCGGACCGAACCGGGUCGGACGGACCUGAAGAUCCGGGCCCGGUUUGUCAAGCAGUUUUAAUUCCGCUGGUUCUGGACAGCAGAACCUCCUCGGAACCCCCGGUUCUGAAAGGAAAACCGGCUCAUCUCAGGACAGUUCGGACCGGGACCAGGCACGGGUGGCGCCGCGCCGUCAGCAUGAGGCGGAGCGGGGAGCCGGCCUUCAUCAGCCAGAGCGCGGCCGGACGGCAGCAGGAGUGGAUCAGAACCUCAGAUCGGAUCGUUGUGGAUCAGCGGCUGUCAUGUUAGCGCCCCGGCCCGGACCCCGCUGUUAGAGUCCGGACCGCCCCGGCCCGGCCCGGUGGGGGGCCUGAGCCCCCAUGCAGGCGCGUAAGAAGUACGUCCUGCUGGGCCUGUGCGCCUGCUGCUGGCUGGUUCUGUUCUACUGCGGCGGCGGCGUCCAGCUGCGCCUGCUGCGCCUGCUGACGCGCCACCGCUCGGACGUCCUGCGGCCCUGGCCCAACUGGACCGACCGGGCCUUCCUGCCUCGCUACGCCCACCUGGACGAGCUGCAGACCGACCCGGGCUCGGCCGAGUCGCCACGGCAACGGCGGCAGGCCUGGUCCACCGUCUACAGGGACAGCCGCUGCCGCAUGGACACCUGCUUCGACUUCUCGCGGUGCCGGCGCCGAGGGCGGGAAGGCUUCCGGGUCUACAUCUACCCGGCAGAGAAAGGCGACCGCGUGUCGGAGAGCUACAGGAAGAUCCUGACCUCCAUCGCCGAGUCGCGCUACUACACGCCGGACCCCCGGGAGGCCUGCCUGUUCGUCCUGGGGAUAGACACUCUGGACCGGGACCAGCUGUCGGGGCAGUUCGUCCCCAACAUGGACGAACGCAUCCGCAGUUUCCCGUCCUGGAACGACGGGCGGAACCACCUCAUCUUCAACCUGUACUCUGGCACCUGGCCCAACUACACGGAGGACCUGGGUUUCAACGUGGGCCAGGCCAUCCUGGCCAAGGCCAGCCUGAACACGGAGCACUUCCGGCCCGGCUUCGACGUCUCCAUCCCGCUCUUCUCCAAGGAUCACCCGCAGAAAGGCGGCGAGCGCGGCUGGCUGCUCAGGAACACCACGCCGCCGCGCAGGAAGUACCUGCUCAUGUUCAAGGGGAAGCGCUACCUGACGGGCAUCGGCUCCGACACCCGCAACGCGCUGCAUCACAUCCACAACGGGAAGGACAUCGUUUCCCUGACGACCUGCCGCCACGGGAAGGACUGGGAGAAACACAAGGACGCCCGAUGUGACCAUGACAACCUGGAGUAUGAGAGGUUCGACUACCAGGAGUUGCUCCAUAACUCCACCUUCUGCCUGGUUCCUCGCGGCCGCCGCCUCGGAUCGUUCCGCUUCCUGGAGUCUCUGCAGGCGGCCUGCAUCCCAGUCCUGCUCAGUAACGGCUGGGAGCUUCCGUUCUCUGACGUCAUCCAGUGGAACCAGGCCGUCAUCGAGGGAGACGAGCGGCUGCUGCUGCAGGUGCCGUCCACCGUGCGCGCCGUACCAAACAAGCGAGUCCUGCAUCUCCGCCAGCGGACCCAGAUGUUGUGGGACGCCUACUUUUCCUCUGUGGACAAGAUCGUCCUGACCACCCUGGAGAUCAUCAAAGACCGGGUCUUCUCCCACGUCUCCAGGAACAGAUACAUGUGGAAUUACCUGCCGGGCGGCCUGCUGGUUCUGCCAGAGUUCUCCACUCACCUGGCGCACUUCCCUUUCUACUACCUGGGACUAGGGGUCAGUCCUGGCCACGAGUUCACCGCCGUCAUCCACGCCGUCUCGCCGCUCGUCUCCCAGUCUCAGCCAAUCAUGAAGCUGCUCCAGGUGGUGUCCAGGUCCAAGUACUGCUCACAGAUCAUCAUCCUGUGGAACAGCGAGAAGCCGCCGCCCAGCCGCAGCAAAUGGCCGCCCAUGCCCGUCCCCCUUGUCGUCACGGACGGCAGGAGGAAGGUGAGAGCCGUGAUGUCACUUCCUGUUUGUUCCACAGCUGCGUCUCACCAGCUCUUCUCCUGUCAGACCACCAGCCGCUUCCUGCCUCACGUUGCCAUAGAAACGGAGGCGGUGCUGAGCCUGGACGAGGACACAGUGCUGCUGACCAGCGAGGUGAACUUCGCCUUCCUGGUGUGGCGCAGCUUCCCGGACCGGAUCGUCGGCUAUCCGCCCCGGAGCCACUUCUGGGACCUGCUGAAACACGCCUGGGGCUACACGUCCAAAUGGACCAACGAGUACUCCAUCGUCCUGACCGGCGCCGCCUUCUACCACAGGUACUACAACUUCCUGUUCUCCCACUACCUGCCCCAGUCCCUGCGGACGCUGGUGGACCGGACGUCCAACUGCGAGGACAUCCUGAUGAACUUCCUGGUGUCGGCGGCGACUCACCUGCCGCCUGUUAAAGUGGCUCAGAGGAAGCAGUACAAGGAAGUCCCGCCUCCUCAGGGCACGAAGAGCGCCCCCUGGGCCAACCCGGAGCAUUUCACCCAGAGGCAGGAGUGCGUCAACACGUUCGCCAGCUGGUUCGGCUACAUGCCGCUGGUCCACUCCCAGCUCCGCCUGGACCCCGUCCUCUUCAAGGACCAGGUGUCCGUCCUCCGAAAGAAGUACAAGGACCUGGAGCGGGCGUAGUCGCCGGACCGGACCGGACCGACCUGAUGAGCACAGGUCCAGUCCUCCACACGGACCGGUCCUGGCGGUUUUGGACGGAUAGAGGAGUCCGUGUGGACGGUGAAAACUUUCUCUGAUGGACGGUGACAGAACGCCGGAGGGACCGGUACCGGUUCUGCUCAGCCCACAGCAGAACUUUGCAGGAACCAUCGAUAAUAAUAAACUGAUUAUUUCACAGGGAAAUGUUGUCAAACAAUAAAAUGAUUUCUAUCAGAACCAAUAAAGCGGUUCUAAAUGCA